Molecule: messenger RNA, 2424 nt
Organism: Chanos chanos (milkfish)
Lineage: Eukaryota; Metazoa; Chordata; Actinopteri; Gonorynchiformes; Chanidae
Gene: fga
Product: fibrinogen alpha chain
Exons: 6
Coding region: 28-2223 (731 amino acids)
Biological process (GO): fibrinolysis; blood coagulation, common pathway; protein polymerization
Cellular component (GO): fibrinogen complex
Molecular function (GO): signaling receptor binding; protein-macromolecule adaptor activity; extracellular matrix structural constituent
Source: RefSeq, a predicted model, not a curated record
CAUUGUUUGUCAUUCAGAGGGAUUCAUAUGGGGAAGCUGAGGGGAACCGAUCAGUAUUCCACACAGACACGCAAGAUGAAACUCCAACAGGUCUUCCUCUGCCUGUGUGCAGUCAUUGCCACUGUUUGGUCUGAAGAGGCGACGGCAUUGAACCCCAGAGGUACCCGUCCGGUUGAGCAUGGUUAUAAACCUGAUAAAUGUGCUUCUGAAAAGCAGUGGCCUUUCUGUAUUGAUGACCAAUGGGGUAAAAAAUGUCCAUCCGGCUGCCGUAUCCAAGGGCUCUUAGACAAAGCUGAUCAUGAGCUCCAAAGCAGAAUUGAGAAACUCCGUCAUAUCCUCGGUCAGGGCCAGGGCGAUUACCGCACUGCUAAUCAACAGUCCAAACAGACUUACAGCUACCUGCGCGAACAGCUGAACUUGGGUGCAGGUCAGGAUAGCAGCUAUUUGUCAGUGGCUGACCAGCUGAGGCAAAGGAUUACAGAGAUGAAGAUUAAAAUUGAUCGUCAGCUCAAACUGCUGGAUGCUCUGAAGAAUGAGGUCAAAAAGCAAGUCAUUGCCAUGCAGAGACUAGAGGUGGACAUUGAUAUCAAGCUCCGUUCCUGUAAAGGUUCCUGUUCUAGUUAUCAGGCAUUUUCUGUUGAUAAGGACAGUUUUGCCGCACUGGACAAGCAGCUUGACCAUCUUGAUUCCUUGGCUGUUCAGUCAGUGGAAACCGUCUCCUCCCUUCGGGUUAUGAAAAGCCGUCCGUUAAAAGAAGAGCUUGUUUCCUCUGUGUACAAGUCUGGGCUUACAGGUGGUGAGCGUGCUGAACAAAAGCUGGACCUCUUUGGUGACGUGAAGCAGGUGGAGUUCUCGUUAGAGGCCGAGGGUUCCACAGCUGAGUCUGCGGCUACGGUCAGUAAAGUAACCUUAGGUACGGGCUCAGCCACCUCACCCUCCACUACAACCCAUGUCUCUACACACACUGUCAGCUGCACAAAAACAGUGCGCAAGAUUACAGAGAUGACUAAAGAUGGGCCAGUGGAAAGGCAACGGAUAGAGUACAGUGGUGGGCCAGGCUGUGACCGCCUCAAAACACUAAGCGUUGAUGACCACACUCUCCUUGCUGCGGCCAAGGAAGGCAAAGAUCUGUCUGUUGGCGGUUACAACGUAAGAGUUACUAGUAGCAGCACAGAUGGAACCGACGAGACCAAAUCCAUCACAACUCUAAGCCGCGGUGACAGUGGAUUUGAUGGGCUUGGGGGAUUUCACGAUGACUUCUUUAAGGACUUGGGCGGCUCUAGCUCUAAGAUGUCCACCUCCUCUUCCUCUUCCUCAUCGACUUUCUCUAGUCAUUCCUCAAAAUCCAGCGGUUCCAGCAAAGGAACCCUCUCCGACUCCAAGACCACUUUUUUCGGAGGUCCACUUUUGGGAGAUGACCUUGGGGGAUUUUUACGUGGUGAAGUGGAGGAGGACCUCCCUGAUAUCCAUGCCAGGAGUGUGAAGACCUCCCGAACUGAGAGAAGGAGUGGUUAUGUGGGCGGAGAUUGCGUUGAUAUCCUCCAGAAGCAUACAUCGGGCGGUCAGAGUGGCCUGUUCAGAAUAAAGCCGGCGGGCUCAGAAGAGGUAGUGGAGGUUUUCUGUGACCAGGUCACCGGCCUGGGAGGCUGGACUCUGUUCCAGCAAAGGGAGGAUGGGUCCGUUAACUUCAACCGCACGUGGGAUGAUUUCCGGAAAGGCUUUGGCCGAAUAGACCAGAAAGGGCGGGGUGAGGUUUGGCUGGGGAACAGACUCCUACACCUCCUUACACAGAGGGAGAGUCUAUUGAGAGUGGAGGUACAGGACUGGGAGGGGAAAGAGGCAUAUGCAGAGUACAAUAUAAAAGUGGGCUCCGAGGCUGCAGGCUUCCCGUUAAGCGUGUCAGGUUAUAUAGGUGAUGCAGGGGAUGCUUUGGUGCAGGGCCAGCCUAAUCUUGGCUUCUUCCUUUCACACAAUGGCAUGAAGUUCAGCACCUUUGACAGGGACAAUGACAAGUGGGAGGAGAACUGUGCAGAGAUGUAUGGAGGAGGCUGGUGGUAUAACAACUGUCAGUCUGCGAAUCUCAAUGGGAUUUAUUAUAAAGGGGGUCAGUAUGAUCCAGGCAGUAAGAGUCCCUAUGAGAUAGAGAAUGGGGUGGUGUGGCUCCCUUUCAAACCGGCUGACUACUCGCUCAAAGUGGUCCGCAUGAAAAUAAGACCAGUCUAAUCAAAUGAGAAAACCAGGAGGAUUGGAGACAGACAGAAAGAGACAGAGAGAAAGAGAGGAAGAGAGAGAGAGGGCAAACCAUUCUACCGAGAUAACUGUCACUGUGGCCAUUAUUCUUCUUCAAAAUGUUUAAGUGUGUCAAUGCCUUGUAUAAAGAUAAAAUGAAUUACCUCAUAUUUUCAAUAAAAAUGUGUUCACUUA